Thrips palmi is the source of this 1814-nucleotide messenger RNA. RefSeq lists its product as uncharacterized. NCBI's taxonomy places the organism in Eukaryota, Metazoa, Arthropoda, Insecta, Thysanoptera, Thripidae. The transcript is spliced from 4 exons. The record is from RefSeq and is a predicted model, not a curated record. The coding region runs from base 461 to 1504 and encodes 347 amino acids.
CGAGAACGACGCUAUCGUCAGUGAAAACGGCACAAAUCCGACCCAGAAACCACCUGGAAUGCGCGGCUCGGGUCUGACGAGUUUGAAAAUCCACAGUGUGGGUGCCGCCAAAACAGGCGCGGGUCCAGGGAAGACCCGUGGAGAGGGGGCCGGAGGGAGGAGAGGGGGAAGUCCAGGCGGGCGGCUUCUACAGCGCCCGGAGUCCCCCGGGCCCGAGGCUGCCAGAGGCACGCGCCGGCGAGAGAGACGGCCAAAAGCCUGCGAAGGGAACGGUGAACAGUGGAGCGACCCAUUGUGAACAGUGCGAACAGUGCGUACAGCGUGCCGAGUGCCGGCAGUGUGCCAGAGUGCUGGGGAAGACGAAGGAACCGUGAAGAAGAAACAGUGUAGUGGAUAGCUCCGGAUUGGCUGCGGACGCCGAGACCAGCCAGGUUCAGGUUCCAGCAUCCUCCAGGCGGACAUGCCCCCCGUGACGGUGCUGCUGCUGGUGCUGGCGGCGCGCGGCGUCGUCGGCAUCCUGACGGACGGCGGCCUGCUGCUGGGCGACCAGCUCGGCGACGCGCUCGGCGCCGGCGACGUCGGCGGGGCGCGGUGCGCGCGCCGCGUGCAGCGCGAGCUGGACUCGAUGCGGCGGUCGGCCAGCUCGCGCUCGGGGCACGCCAACCAGGCCGGCAGCCAGGCCACCAUCGACCUGGCGGGCUACGCGCUGCACCAGCCGCUGCGCUCCGCGCCCUACGACAUGUACGUGACGGGGAUGCGCGUGCGGGUGCCCGGCCAGACGGGAUGGGUGCGCGUGGAGCGGUGCCAGUUCGACGCGCACAACCACAGCCUGGACACGCGCCUGCUGUUCCGCGACCUGACGGUCACGGGGCACGUCAAGCUGUACGAGGACGCGGUGCGGCUGGUGCCGGCGGGGGCGUGCACGAUGACGCUGCGCCUCCGACGCGCCGGCCUGGGCUUCACCGCGGUGCCGGCCCUGCCGGCGGUGCCUGCACUGUCCGCCGCGCCCGGCCGCCACCCCGCCCUGCCGCUGCCCGUCGUCGCCAUGGGCCGCCGCCAGGGGCUGGCCAUGGCCGCCCCCGCGCCGCUCGAGGUGCGCACCGACGCCCGCUUCGUGGACCCGGACUUCGUGUCGGUGUACGCGCACGGGUGUCCGAGCCCCGGCGUCGCCGGCCCCGGCCAGCCCGGCCUGCCGCCGCACAUCGAGCACCGGUCCGACGACGUGCUCGACCUGCCCGAGGAGCCCAGCCAGCAUCUCUACCAGGACAACUCGACCGGGAGAGCCCUCCAGCCACACCGCGACCGAGCGGCGCGCGCUCAGAGUCGCAUCCAGGACGACGGGGACGGCGAGGUGGGCCGCGCCGACCUGAGCGGCGAGAUGGAGGACGUGUUCCUGCGGGGCAUCCGGACGCUGCUGGCCCGCUACAUGGAGCGCAGGCUGCAGCCCGCGCUGCGCGACGCCGUCCUGGCCGGCAUGGGCUACUCGGUGUCGUACGGACGGUGAGCCCGAGGGCCAGGCCGAGGGCGGAUCCAGAAUCGAGCAGAGGGAGGGGCAAAGCGUUGCCUUUUGCCUACAUCCCAGGGGGAUUUCUAGGCCCCCCUCUGCAAAUCCACCCUUGGAGUUGGAGGUCAGGUUGGUGUAAUUUAUUUCUCUUAUUUAUGGACGUUGUGGAAGGAAACUCGUUCUCUCUCACGGCGGGUAAUUUUAUCCAAUGAGAAAGGGGCCAUUGUAAACAGUGAUGACUUUAAUGUUGGCUGUUUUUAAAAUUGUGUUUUUUUUUCACAUGAAAUACAUGACUUUAAAGAUUCUGGCA